Purpureocillium lilacinum is the source of this 393-nucleotide messenger RNA. Lineage: Eukaryota; Fungi; Ascomycota; Sordariomycetes; Hypocreales; Ophiocordycipitaceae. The record is from RefSeq and is a predicted model, not a curated record.
AUGCUAUCCAGGGAGCAACGCAAAAACACCAGGGAGCUAUACAAGAACAAACCGGUGGGCAGGCUGGAAACAUCGUGCCCUUUUAGCACAAUUCCAGCGUCGCAUGCCAAAGCAGCACGCCAAUGUAGCAUUCCGCACGAAGUAGAAGGACGAAAAAUAGCUGGAGAAGUCAAAGAAGCAUUCCGAAAGGACUUCCCGGCUCGUAAACCGAGCGGCUCGAAAACAAAGCGCCUGCAAAGCGUCGGGAGUCUUGCCACGACAUCCCCUCGGGAGCAGACAAUACCUAGGAGGCCAAGUAAGGUGAGGGACGUGUAUCUGGGCGUGUUGGUACCCGGUUCAAGGUGUAAAUAUCGGAGCCAUGAGUUUCAGCAGGGCAUUCAUGGUCAAGUGUGA